Molecule: messenger RNA, 1674 nt
Organism: Monoraphidium neglectum
Lineage: Eukaryota; Viridiplantae; Chlorophyta; Chlorophyceae; Sphaeropleales; Selenastraceae
Exons: 6
Coding region: 1-1674 (557 amino acids)
Biological process (GO): amino acid transmembrane transport
Molecular function (GO): amino acid transmembrane transporter activity
Source: RefSeq, a predicted model, not a curated record
AUGGCCGGCCUCGACGAGCCGCUGCUGCCAUCCGGCGCGCAGCAGCAGCAGCAGCAACAGCAGCAGCAGCAGCAGCAGCAGCAGCGACGGCACUUCAAUGCCGGAGGCAGCUUCGCCGGCAGCGGCCGCCCCGACAUGCGGGUGACGUCUCUGCGCUUGGUGGUGCGCGAGCACUCCAGCACGGGCGCGCCUGUAUCAGUGAUGAUUGAGGAGGAGGGCGAGGAGCACCUUCCCCGCAGCCGCCGCCACAGCUACUCGGGGCCGCCGCAGCCGCAGCCCGACAGCUUCAACAUUUGCGUGUUCAACCUCACCAAAGUGGUGCUCGGUGCAGGAAUGAUGGCGGUGCCACGGGCGGUAUACCUGCUGGGGUUGAUUCCCGGCACCCUGCUGGUGGUCGCCAUCGGCUGGCUCACCAACGCCACCCUGGCGCGCGGCCUGGUGGCCGGCAGCGAAGCGGUCGGCGCCAAGUCGUAUGGGGCGCUGGCCGGCGCGGUGCUGGGGCGGCGCGUGGAGUGGGCGCUGCAGCUCAGCGUAUUCAUCAACUGCUGGACCAUGCUGGUGGUUUUCCUCGUCGUCAUUGGUGACGUCCUCAUCGGCACCGCCCCUGAUUACUUCGGCUUGAUCCGUCAGGUCACCGGCGUCACGGGGGGCCCUUUGCUCAGCCGCCCGACCGUGCUGGGCGUGCUGUGCGCGGGAGUGCUGCUGCCCCUCGGCAGCAUGCGCAGCAUGGACCAUCUGGCGCUGGUCAACAUCGUCGGCGUCGCCAGCAACGCCCUGUUCGCGCUGCUGCUGCUGGCACUCGCGCUGCUCGCAGCCGCCUCGGGCCGCGCCCAGCCGCUGCCGCUGUGGCCGCAGUGGGACGCGCUCGCGGGCAGCGCCGGCAGCGGGGGGCCCGGCGCCGGGCGGCUCAGUGCUGUGCUGUGCCUGAUGUCGACGCUUCCAAUCAUCCUCAAUUGCUUCACGGCGCACCAGUCGCUGCACCCGCUGCUGCCGUCGAUGCAGCCGUACAGCACGCGCCGCGCCCAGACCAUGGUGGCAACGUCCCUGGGGCUGGCAGGGGUGCUUUACUACACAAUUUCGAUCUGCGCGUGCGUCGUCUUUGGUGCGGCCCUGCAAGAUGACGUCCUCUCAAACUUCACGGUGGCCGGCGUGGCGCCCCUACUGGGCUCCGAGCCGGCCGCGCACCUGGCGGCGGCCGCGGUCAGGAUCGGCUACCUGCUGUCUGUUGCCGGAUCCUUCGUCCUCCUGCUCUUCCCGCUGCGCCACGUGCUUGCGGACGUGCUCCUCGGCGGCCACGACGCGCUGCAGCGCCGCUGGCUGCCGGCGACGGCGGGGCUGGUCGCGUCCGCGUACGCGACGGCGUGCUACCUGCCGUCGAUCUGGGGGGCGCUCAGCCUCGUGGGCGCGACCGCGACGACCGCACAGGCGUGGAUAGUGCCGUCGCUGGUGAUGCUCGCGCUGGAGCGGCAGCUGGCUGCGGGCAUGGGCGGCGGCGGCGCCGGGACCGGUGCGGCGGCAGCAGGGUUUGGGAAAGGGGACGGCGGCGCCGUCGCGCGGUGGGCGCGCGCGGGGCGCGUGGCGGUGGCGGGCUUGAUACUGAUCGUUGGGUCCGCGAUGUUUGCGAACGCCAUCGUGGGGGAGGUGCUGAGGCGGGUCGCCGCUCAGACGCUUUGA